This is a messenger RNA of Trichomonas vaginalis G3, 3744 nucleotides long. RefSeq names its product experimental autoimmune prostatitis antigen 2-related family. The coding region runs from base 1 to 3744 and encodes 1247 amino acids. The record is from RefSeq and is a predicted model, not a curated record. NCBI's taxonomy places the organism in Eukaryota, Parabasalia, Trichomonadida, Trichomonadidae. The transcript has a single exon.
AUGUUUCUCCUAUUAGCUUUGGGACAGUCCUAUUCAAAGUCUGUAUUUGGCCAUCAUGGCACAGAUUCAGUAAUGAUAAGAGACCCAGAUUCACUUCAACCCCUUGAGGAAAUUGAAAAACCAAAUCCUCCUCAUAUCAGAGAGGCAAAGUAUACAGAUCCAAUUGAAGAUAAUCAGUAUCCAUGGCCAGGUCAUAAAAGAACUGCAGAUAUUGAAAAGCUUCGCAACGAAACUCAAAAAAUUUUUAAUAAUUUUUGCAAAGGAUAUAACAAAUUAGAACAAUCAAAGGCUUACCGACAUCCUGCUGGCAUUAAACAAUUCAACGGUAAUGAAACAUGGAUUAAUAAUGCCACUAGACACAAAUACAGAUUUCUAAUUAACAAUAAACGCAUGGGUUAUCAUCCUACAGGCAUUUAUGUACCACCUGGAGAAGUUAUUUCAAUCGACAUACCAGGAAACACUAUCAAACGCAUUGUAGUUCAAUUUAAUCAUCAUACACAUGAUCAAAAUAAUUAUAAUACUCGUCUUGGCAGACUUAAAUGUAGGUUCACAUUAAAUUCCCAACAUACAGAGUUUGCAUGGCCAUAUGGCGGUAAUCUUGAUCUAGUCACAUAUCAAGAUGAAUUUCCAUUAGGUUUUGAAGUCAAUAUCUCUGGCGGUAUUAGAAUGCCACAUUUCAUAUAUGGCGUUAACACAGAUGAAGAGUGGGAAACUGAUCUUCGCAAACUUGCUGCUCCAUUGACAACAUUUGAUACAGGCACAUUUCUUGCACGGAUGCCAACACAUAAUAUAAGAGGAGCUGUAUGUGUCAACGAUGGCAUGAGAUUCUGGCAAACUGUCUCAUGGAAUUCCUAUGACGUAAAUGAAGUCACAAGUGUUAAUAGAAGAGAUGGCAACGUCAUUAGACCAUUGUUUUACAACUUCGAUUCUUAUGUCCCUGCUGGUGCUGCUGUCGCUUUUGUCGGAGGUAAUUUCAUUCAAGCACCUCCAAGCUGGGCUGGUGGCAUAGUGAACUAUGACAGUGCUAAAUGGGGAUGCUGGGGACUUUUACACGAAUACCAUCACCACUUCCAGAGUGGAUGGGGAUUUGCAAAUCCUGGCGAAGUUACCAACAAUGUAUUAAACCUCAUUGAUAUGGUACUUAUUUGCGAGAUUGACUCAACCAGACAAGUAAACUUCAACGGAGACUACGUUGGCAACAAAGAUGGCUGGAAUAGAAUGUCAUAUCAGUACAAUACUAUUAAUAACGGCGAUUUGCUUAGCUUCUAUGGUAAUAAUGUCUAUUACUUUGGCUCCGAACUCCAAAGAAAGUGCCUUAAGGAACACAUUACUCAAAAACAUUACAAACGUAAUGAAGUUGGCGGAUAUGUUUCUGAAUUCUUAUUAACAUGCGCCAAAGUAUUCAAACGUGAUAUGAGAGCCUACUUCUCAAGAUUCAGUUUCGUUAAUAUGCAAACAAUGGUCUCAGAAUUUUGCAACCAAACACUUGACCAAAUGAGAAGAGAAAACAAGAUUAAGGAGUUCCAUCCAUUGGCGACAAUAUAUGGAACAGGAUACGUUCUUGACGGAUAUGAGUUUGAGACUGCAAAACCAUUCAGAAUUGCAGCAGGCGCACCAUACUACUUUGACUUCCAAAAGUAUAUGAGAUCAAAGAAUGGAAUGCACACAUUCUCAUUCAAGUCAUGCAGAGCUACAAAGGGCACAUUAACUCAAAUCUCCGGUGCCAGAUACAAAUUUGUUCCUGGCGAUAGAAAAGAGUUAAGCAAGAUAUACGUUGAGUAUAAAGAUAACGUAAACAAUGACAUAACUACUGUUGUUAUCUCAGUCAAACAAUAUCCAAAGGGCUUGACAACAACAUUCUACAAACUCGCUUCAAAUUCUGAUAUGAUAUCUGCAUACAAUGAAUUUAUGGCAAACAGAGAAAAAAGCGGCCAUUCAAUGAUCCAUGAAAUGAGAAUUGGCGUUCCAUUAUAUAGUGGUCACCAAAAUCAGGUUCCAUGGGUCGCAUUAUCAGAAGGAACUUACUUCCCUGAUAAGUCUGGCGAGACUAAAUUCAUCUUCGAACAUGAUGAGGAUAUUUUGCUUUGGAUGUCAGAAAAUUCAUUAACAGGAGAUUUAGAAGAAGAUAAAGAACAUUUAAUUGUCAAUUUGACAGGAUAUAGUGGUACAGCUAAUCCAAGCCAGAACACUAAAUAUAUUAACUUGGAAAAGGACAAGAAAUAUUAUUGGAGAUUAUUCCUCAAGAAUGCUGCUGGAGGAGGAAAAGCUAAUGGCUUUUACAUGAUUAAAAAUGAUACAACCAAAUACAAUAUUCAACCAAACAGAGUCAGACAGUAUAAUGCAGAAUCAUUGAGUGAGCCAGAUCAUCAUCCAUUUAUCCCUAAGUUCAGAGAUAAUCCUUACCAAGAUAACUAUAUCGGAUCUGACUUCGCAAUAAUGCCAAAAGGUUAUGUAACUGUUGUAAGCCACCCAACAUUACACAAUUCUUCAAUUGAUUUGAAUGACUUCCUUUUCGAUGGCUUGACUGAUGAUAAGGGAGAAACAAAUAUUGUUAAAAAUGGCACAGGCCAAACAUUCUAUUAUGAAAUUGAACUCAAGAACGAAACAAGAUGCUCCGGUAUACAUUUCUUUACUAACAAAGGUAAAGCAUUUGUUGGGCAUUUGAAGAUCACAUCCAUUGAUGAGAGUGGAACCAACACUACAAUGCAAAAUGGAAAUGUAAACUUCAAUUCACAAAACUUCUUUGCAUACAGAGAUAGUUCCAAGAAGAUCAAUCCAAAACCAAUCAAGAAGAUAUCAAUCGCUAUGAAACCUAACAAAGAUAACAAUUUCCAAGGCAUUUCUGAAUUCACAUUUUAUGGAGAAUUCUUCUACAAGAACCAGAGAAAGAUUAUUCCAGCAACCCAUACAUUAUUCGCAAAGCAAAAUGGAAGUGUCAUUCUCACAAGAUAUGGCUUGUAUUACAAUGGAAGAGGCCUUAAACUUAAAAAAGACGGCAGAGUUGAUAUUAAACUCGGUCAAUUCCAACAAGGCUCAAACACACUUGGUAUUGUUGGCGAUAAAGAUCCUUAUAACGAGGGCAAAUUCGAUGUUUACAUCGAUGAGGAAUACUACGGAACAGUUAACACACAGCACAUGUAUCCUGCCGAAUUCAAUAAAUUGUCUGGCUCUAAAGCAUAUCAACUUCCUUUAGUCGGAUAUUCCAUCUUAAGAAAUCCAAGAAAUGAAGCAACGACAGCACCAAAGGAUAUCACUGUGUCGUUGAGAUGCACGGCCGGAACUGUCGGCAUUGCAGGCUUGAUUGGUAAUUACACUGUCAAACCAGUUGAUGGAUUUGAUUAUCAAAAGAAUAAAAUCCAAUAUGAUAAAUCAACUGAAAAUUCAAUGCUCGAGGAAGGAGAUUUACGUUCUGAUGAUAACGAAGAUACCAACAACUAUAACGAAUCAAGUUAUGGAGAACCAGUUUUCGUCGAAGAAGGACCCGCAACAAAAGAACCAAAGACUAAGCCAUCGCAACCAGAUAACGCUCCAAAUGAAUCCGGAUAUUCUCCAUCUCAAACAAUUAAUGGAAAGGAUAAUCAAAUUGCAAAAUCCGAUAAUAAGGUACCAGCAAUUGCAGGUGGUAUUGUCGCAGCUUUAGUUGUUGUAGCUUUGGUUGUUGUUGGAGUUAUUUUCUAUAUGAAACAACAUCCAAAGCUAACAUUAUCAGAUGAAUUGGAUAAUGAAGCAGCUCUUGCAGUUUAA